Messenger RNA from Lepus europaeus (European hare), 5141 nucleotides. RefSeq names its product peroxisomal membrane protein 4 (gene PXMP4). Bases 60 to 698 code for a protein of 212 amino acids. Lineage: Eukaryota; Metazoa; Chordata; Mammalia; Lagomorpha; Leporidae. The transcript has 4 exons. The record is from RefSeq and is a predicted model, not a curated record. Gene Ontology annotation, cellular component: peroxisomal membrane.
ACCAGGGGCUGUCAGUGCGAGUCCGGCUCCGUCCCUCAACCUCGCGCGCGUCCCGCGCUAUGGCCGCCCCGCCGCAGCUGCAGGCUCUGCUCCUGGCCGUCAACACGCUGCUGCGAAAGCGCCGCUACCACGCUGCUUUGGCCGUGCUUAAGGGCUUCCGGAACGGGGCCGUCUAUGGAGUCAAAAUCCGGGCCCCUCACGCGCUGGUCAUGACCUUUCUCUUCAGGAGCGGCAGCCUCCGGGAGAAGCUACGGGCCAUCCUGCAGGCCACGUACACCCAUUCCCGGAACCUGGCCUGCUUUGUGUUCGCCUACAAGGGUCUCUGUGCCCUGCAGUCCCGCAUGCAGGGCAAGACCCACCAGGUGCACUCAUUCCUGGCUGCCUUCAUCGGGGGCUACCUGAUAUUUGGAGACAACAAUAACAUCAACAGCCAGAUCAACAUGUACCUGACGUCACGGGUCCUGUUUGCCCUGUGCCGCCUGGGCGUGGAGAAGGGCUACAUCCCUGAGCUCAAGUGGGACCCGUUUCCGCUGCACACCGCGGUGGUCUGGGGGCUGGUGCUGUGGCUCUUUGAGUAUCACAGGUCCACUCUGCAGCCCUCGCUGCAGUCCUCCAUGACCUACCUGUACGACGACAGCAACGUGUGGCAUGACAUCUCAGACUUCCUCAUCUACAACAAGAGCCGCCCCUCCAAGUAAUGCAACCCGAGGUGCUGACGGGGGCUCCUCCGCCCCAACAGGCUCCAGGCAGUGGCGAGCUGCGGCUCGAGGUCUGGCUCUACCAACAAACCCUCCCAGAGAGUCCUGCCUUCUCAGAACCACGGCCUCACACUCCGCCUCGUGUUACCCGAGGGCUCCACUCGCGCGGGCAGAAGCACUGAUCUGCAAGUCCUGGGAGGUACUCGAGUGGCGGAGCAGGGAGCCAAAUCGGGCCGAGGAGGCUCGGGCGUGGUUCCCACUGUGCUGCUAGGAUCAGGGCAAAGCCACUCCCGCCUCUGGGCUCCUGGGCUCAUCAAGCUCAGAGGAGGGCCCUGAGACCCCUUUCUGGUGGGUGCCUUCUUUCUCCACUGUUCUUAUGUCAUAGAGGGUGCUUUGCUGGUAGACCGUGGGUUACAGCUACUUGUGAAAAACAUGGCGCUCCUCGCUCAGGUGUUGUUUUCCUGCAGAAGUUCUAGAGCCCCACUGUCCAAUAGAAACACGUGAGCUGUACAUGCAAUUGGGAUUUUUCUUGAAGCCACUUUAAAAAGGGUAGGAGGCAGCAGGUGACAUGAAACUUAAUUACAGGUUUUAACCCAGCAUUUCAAAAUGUCAUUAUUUUAACAGAUAAUCAGCAUAAAAAAAUUAAAGAGAUAUUUUACAUUCUUGUUUCUGCUAAGUCUUCAAAAUCAAAAGUGUGUUUUUACCUCCAGCACACCUCAGUGUGGACAGGUGCUCAUAGCCACAUGUGGCCAGUGGCCACCAUGUUGGGCAAUAAAGACUUGGAGGGCUUCUGUCCUCACAGGAGAUUCUAGUGGACAGUGCAGGUCAGGAGCUAGGACGCGUGGGUUGGCGCGCCAACACCACCAGUGAGUAGCCUUGGGGCACUUCUCAGCCUCCCCAACCCUUGGUGUCUCAGAAAAUGAAAAUAAUUAUUACAGCACCUGAUGGCCACACUGGACUCGUGCAGCCACGGCCGCUGCUCUGCUGCUGGUUACUUCCACCUAGUGAGUUCUUCCUCCCCCUGGGCGCUUUCCGUGCCGUGACCUUGCAAGCAUUUCUCAUCCCUGUCUCACAAAAGUGGAAACAGGGUCAGAGAGGGAAGGUAACUUGCCCAAGGUCAUACAGUGAACAUGAUAGCCAAAUCAGGAUUUGAACCCAGAUAUAUCUGAUUGUAAAGCCUGUUUUUUUGGUGGUUUUUUUUUUUUUUUUUUUUUUUUUUGGUUUGGUUUUUUCAGUGCCUUGCUUUAAAUGGAGAAAGCUAAGCUGUGUUAUGGUGUUAUGCAAAUGUUUGCUAGUUAUAGGAUCUGGGCUGGAGAGGAGUGGGUGCACACUCGUGCCUCCAGGGACCUGUGGUGGUAUAAAUGGAAAUAUUCAGGGUGCUACACAGUAGGGCGUGAUGGGAACGUGUGUGCCAAUCUGAUGUUUCUAUUCAACCAUCCCAGGACAUUAAACAAGUCUCCAAGGAAAAUCUGGUCCAUGACUUACCAACGUGAGACCCUUGGUCUAGUAGGAAUACUUAUUAGUAGUCACAGUGCACCAGUCUCUUUUUAUAUCUCAGAUGUUACGAUAGAAUCGUGCCUGUGAGUCACUGGAGAUCUUACCAAGGUGUAGAUUCUGAUUCAGGGGGCCUGUGGUGGGUGGGGCCUGGCAGUCUGUUUGCAUGUCUCUGCCCUGCUCCCAGGUGAUGCGCUGCGGCUGGUCUGAGCCACACCUUGAGUAAGGAGGCAGUGGGGAGGAUGUGGGGCCAACCACUAUCCCAUGUGACGCAUGAGUCACAGAGCUGAUAGGUAACUGAGGGGAGACUUUGUCUGAUGUUGCAAGUCGUGUUCUCAGCCACAAUGUUUGCCUGUAGGCUCGGAGUGGGCGACUUUGAAGAUCUUUUGCUCAGUCUGUGGAGUUUGAGCUCUUGAGGUUUUGCGUUUGAGGGGAAAUUUGGUUGUAUAGCAGACAAUGGGCGUGCCCUCCGCUUCCCCACCAUAACUCACCACUACAGCACACACCAGCCGGCUGCCGCCUUGUGUCCUGCAGCCUGCAGACUCGCCCCUUGCCAUGGCCCCCGCGUCGCACCCUGCAGCAGGCCUGAAGUGCUGGGAAUUUAACACGGCCCCCAGCCCUCAGCUGGGAUAACUCAGAGAUGCGCCCCCCUGCUGUCACCCAGAGCACCCCAGCAGGCUUGAGCUUCUGUCGCCUACCACACCCUCCCCCUCCCUUCCUCACACCCCAACCAGUGUGUCCUGGGCCCACUUGCAUUCAAAUCCUUGACUUAGGGUCUGCUACUGGGGAACCCAAACUAAAACUGGCCUCCGGUACUGCAGGUAGACAUGGCGGUUAGGGACAUUGGCUGUGGAGCCAGAGUGGCUGGGCUGGAGCCCUGGCCCCUCUGUUUCCCUGGACAAGCGACAUCGCCAUCCUGCGCUCUGGUAGUAAUAGCAGCAGCCACCCAGGAGCGUCUGCAGAAUUCAAGGGUGUGACACAGAUAAAGUGAAUCUGCGGUCCCUUCUUGUACCGCGUGGUCUCAGAGCCGAGCGUGCCCUGCUGUGAGCCCGCCCUGCCCACCUGCUGAAGGUGCCGCCUUAGCCUCCUGCCUCCCGAAGUCACCCAGUGCUGCCGGGGGUUGGCACCUCCACCACCGACUGUCUCUGCACUCUAAGAAUAGGUUUCCCUCACAGAUGGCAUCUCUCUGGAUGCUGCCAGAGCAGCUGGUGCCUCCAACUGCACACUCCAGGGAGGAAGGCGGGGUGGUCCUCGCUGAGGAGCAGGCUCUGGCUUCCAGCAGACCUGCGAAUGGCCCUGCGUGGCUCCUUCCGAGCUGAGCCUCCAUUUCCCAAGCUCUGUCAAAAAGCCCUGGGCACGCAGUAGCCUCUGCCAUUGCUAAAUGCCUCUCUGAAAUAGCAUAGUGGCUUUGCUAUUGUUUUCAUUUUUUUUUUUUUUUUUUUCAUUUUAUUUGAAGGGCAGAGAGGCAGAGAAUCUUCCAACUGCUGGUUCAUUCCCCAAAUGUCCACAACAGCCAGGUUUGGGCCAGGUCAAAACCAGGAGCCUGAAACUCAAUCCAAGCCUACCAUGUGGGUGGCAGGGACCCAAGAACUAGAGCCAUCACCUGCUGCCUCCCAGGGUGCACAUUAGCAGAGAGCUAGAUUGGGAGCAAAGGAACCAGGACUGAAACCCAGGCGCUCUAGUACAGGAUGCAGUUGGCCCAAGUGGCAAUUUAACCACCGAGCCAAAUGCCUAUCCCCCAGCUUUGUGGUUUAACCUGUGUGUUUAUAUAUUUUUAGAAGUAAUUUUACUACUUUUUUUUUUUAAAGGUUCAUUUGUUUAUUUGAAAGGCAGAGUUACUGAGAGAAAGAUCUUCCAUCUGUUGAUUCACUACCCAAAUAGCUCUAACAGCUAGGGCUGGGCCAGGCCAAAACAAGCAGCCUAAAGCUCCCGUCUGAUCGCCCACAGGAGUGGUAGGGGCCCAAGCACUUGGGCCAUCAUCCACUGCUUUCUCAGGCACAUUAGCAGAGAGCUGGAUUGGAAGUAGAGUAGCCAGGACUUGAACUGGUGCUCACAUGGGAUGUGGGUAUCACAGGCAUCAGCUUAACCAACUAUGCCACAACGCCAGCCCCCUUAGCCUAUGGAUGUUAAGCACUUGCUAUAUGAAAUCUUUUGACGAGUAGGGCUACAAGUCAUUUUUAAUGGAUAAUACAUACACAGGUCAGAAUUCCAACAGUAUAAAAACAGUGCAUGCCCCUCCAGAGGUGGCUAUGCAUGGCACCUGUCUUUGUCUUACAAGAAACUUUGACCUUGCAAUGUCCUUUCAAUAAUUUGGCAUUUCCUCCUUCUUUGUGCUUGGUUUCUGUGCUGAACAAUCCAACCCAGAGUGAGACCUUUCUUUGGGUCCCCUCCGCCACCAAUGUCCUUGCUGGAUCCGAAUGAAUAUAAACCUCCCUAGGUGUCCAGAGCCUGGAAAGAGACCAACGCCCAAGGCUUAGGCCCCUGGAGUUUCAAGUGAGAGGAGAAGGCUGACACUGAAGUUAAUUUGGGGCCCUUCUGCCACUCCACUCCCAAAUUACCACUCGUUAAGUGAACCCAUGUGGGAGUGAUGAUUCACAGCCAAGUCGUCAAGAACUGCCGGGUCUGCUCGCCGCUCUGGCCUUGCACAUCCGGGGCCCAGACGGGGCUGCGGCCGUGUUUAUACCCUGUGUGAGUGCAGCCGCGUUUGUAAGAACCAGGCCUUGAACAGACACCUUCCUAGAACAGAACACCGUGUGCCCGCCUCCCAGAAGGAACCCACAUGCCCACAAUCGGUGACCUCAGAGGGGUUGCGCUCUUGGACCAAUUAAAGGGUAUUUAUAAGCAAGCCUUUCUUCUCUCCCUGUGACUUGCUACAGCCUCACGGGCACAGAGUGUGUCUUACUGCAACCUCCAAGAGCAUCCGGGGCAAGUGGGGUGACGUUCAGCAGG